GGUCUCCCGCCAGCUCCCGGGUGACGCGGAGCUCCGGCCGGCAGCCCUCCAUCCUGGCCGUGUUUUCCAAGGGAUCCGCCAAGCGGAAGUCGGACGAGGUGAAUGGGGAGGUGAAGCGGGAGAAGAGCCUGGAAAAGGAGGAAGAGGAGCUGGAAGAGGUGCGUGCCGGAGAGCAGGAUGAGAAAAGGAUUAAAAUGGAAACCAAAGAAGGGUCCGAGAUAAAAGACGAAAUUCCUCAGGUUAAAAUGACGCUGCCUGCGAAAACCACCCCUCCGAAGUGCAUGGACUGCCGGCAGUACCUGGACGACCCCGACCUCAAGUUCUUCCAAGGGGAUCCCGACGAUGCCCUGGACGAGCCGGAGAUGCUGACGGACGAGCGCUUGUCCCUGUUCGACGCCAACGAGGACGGAUUCGAGAGCUACGAGGACCUUCCCCAGCACAAAGUCACCUCUUUCAGCGUCUACGACAAGCGGGGCCACUUGUGCCCGUUCGACACGGGGCUCAUCGAGAGGAACAUCGAGUUGUAUUUCAGCGGCGCCGUGAAGCCCAUUUACGACGACAACCCGUGUCUGGACGGAGGGGUGAGAGCCAAGAAGUUGGGGCCCAUAAACGCCUGGUGGAUCACGGGAUUCGACGGAGGGGAGAAGGCCCUGAUCGGCUUCACCACAGCCUUCGCCGACUACAUCCUGAUGGAUCCCAGCGAGGAAUACGCGCCCACCUUCGCGCUCAUGCAGGAGAAGAUCUACAUGAGCAAGAUCGUGGUGGAGUUCCUGCAGAACAACCGCGACGUCAGCUACGAGGACCUGCUCAACAAGAUCGAGACCACGGUGCCUCCGGCGGGCCUCGACUUCCACCGCUUCACGGAGGACUCGCUGCUCCGGCACGCGCAGUUCGCGGUGGAGCGCUACGACGAGGCCGGCGACAGCGACGAGCCGCCCGUGCUCAUCACCCCCUGCAUGCGGGACCUCAUCAAGCUGGCCGGCGUCACCUUGGGAAAACGGCGAGCGGCGCGGCGCCAGGCCAUCCGGCACCCCACCAAAAUAGACAAGGACAAGGGCCCCACCAAGGCCACCACCACCAAGCUGGUGUACCUCAUCUUCGACACCUUCUUCUCCGAGCAGAUCGAGAAGGACGAGAAGGAGGACGACAAGGAGAACGCCACCAAGCGCCGCCGCUGCGGCGUCUGCGAGGUCUGCCAGCAGCCCGAGUGUGGCAAGUGCAAGGCCUGCCAGAACAUGGUGAAAUUCGGGGGCAGCGGCCGCAGCAAACAGGCCUGUUUGCAGAGGAGGUGCCCUAAUCUGGCCGUGCGAGAGGCCGAUGAGGACGAGGAGGUGGACGACAACAUCCCCGAGAUGCCCUCGCCCAAGAAGAUGCUGCAGGGCAGGAAGAAGAAGCAGAACAAGAGCCGCAUCUCCUGGGUCGGGGAGCCCGUCAAGAGCGACGGGAAGAAGGAUUAUUACCAGAAAGUCUGCAUCGACUCGGAGACGCUGGAGGUGGGCGACUGCGUCUCCGUGAGCCCCGACGACCCCACCAAGCCCCUCUACUUAGCCAGGGUGACGGCCAUGUGGGAGGACAGCAGCGGGCAGAUGUUCCACGCGCACUGGUUCUGCCCCGGCACCGACACGGUCCUGGGAGCCACCUCGGACCCCCUGGAGCUCUUCCUGGUGGACGAGUGCGAGGACAUGCAGCUCUCCUACAUCCACGGCAAGGUCCAAGUCAUCUACAAGGCGCCCUCGGAAAACUGGGCCAUGGAGGGCGGGCUGGACAUGGAGAUCAAGAUGGUGGAGGACGACGGCAGGACCUACUUUUACCAGAUGUGGUACGACCAGGAAUACGCCCGCUUCGAGUCCCCUCCGAAAACGCAGCCCACGGAGGACAACAAGUACAAGUUCUGCAUGAGCUGCACGCGCCUGGACGAGGUGAGGCAAAAGGAGAUUCCCAAAGUGGCCGAGCCCCUGGAAGAAGGGGACGGGAAGAUGUUCUACGCGCUGGCGACCAAGAACGGAGUGCAGUACAGGGUAGGAGACGGUGUCUACCUCCUGCCGGAAGCCUUUUCCUUCAGCAUGAAACCCGCCAGCCCGGCCAAGCGCCCCAAGAAGGAGGCGGUGGACGAGGAGCUGCACCCGGAGCACUACCGCAAAUACUCGGAGUACAUCAAGGGCAGCAACCUGGACGCGCCGGACCCGUACCGCGUGGGCCGCGUCAAGGAGAUCUUCUGCAACAUCCGCAGCAACGGCAAGCCCAACGAGGCCGACAUCAAGCUGCGCAUCUACAAGUUCUACAGGCCGGAGAACACGCACAAGUCCAUGAAGGCCAGUUACCACGCGGACAUCAACCUGUUGUAUUGGAGCGACGAGGAGGCCACGGUGGAUUUCCGCGCCGUGCAGGGCCGCUGCACCGUGGUGUACGGCGAGGACCUCACGGAAAGCAUCCAGGAUUAUUCCGCCGGCGGCCUGGACCGCUUCUAUUUCCUGGAGGCUUACAACGCGAAAACCAAGAGUUUCGAGGAUCCUCCCAACCACGCGCGGAGCGCUGGGAAUAAAGGGAAGGGCAAAGGGAAAGGGAAAGGGAAAGGCAAAGGGAAAGCGUCUCCGAGCUGCGAGCAGAGCGAGCAGGAGCCUCCCGAUCCGAAGCUUCCCAAACUGCGGACGCUGGACGUGUUCUCCGGCUGCGGAGGCCUCUCCGAGGGCUUCCACCAGGCAGGCGUUUCGGAGACGCUGUGGGCCAUCGAGAUGUGGGAACCGGCGGCUCAGGCCUUCCGGCUCAACAACCCCGGCAGCACCGUGUUCACCGAGGACUGCAACGUCCUCCUCAAGCUGGUCAUGUCCGGCGAGAAGACCAACUCGCUGGGGCAGAAGCUGCCGCAGAAGGGCGACGUGGAGAUGCUCUGCGGCGGCCCCCCGUGCCAGGGCUUCAGCGGCAUGAACCGCUUCAAUUCCCGCACCUAUUCCAAGUUCAAGAACUCCCUGGUGGUCUCCUUCCUCAGCUACUGCGACUACUACCGGCCGCGCUUCUUCCUGCUGGAGAACGUGCGGAAUUUCGUGUCCUUCAAGCGCUCCAUGGUGCUCAAGCUCACCCUGCGCUGCCUCGUGCGCAUGGGCUACCAAUGCACCUUCGGGGUGCUGCAGGCCGGGCAGUACGGCGUGGCGCAGACGCGCCGCCGGGCCAUCGUGCUGGCCGCGGCGCCCGGGGAGAAGCUCCCCAUGUUCCCGGAGCCGCUGCACGUGUUCGCGCCGCGCGCCUGCCAGCUCAGCGUGGUCGUGGACGACAAGAAAUUCGUCAGCAACAUCACGCGGACGUAUUCCGGGCCUUUCCGGACCAUCACGGUGCGGGACACCAUGUCCGACCUGCCCGAGGUGCGGAACGGGGCGUCCGCCCUGGAGAUCUCCUACAACGGGGAGCCGCAGUCGUGGUUCCAGCGGCAGAUCCGGGGCUCCCAGUACCAGCCCAUCCUCAGGGAUCACAUCUGCAAG
This is a messenger RNA of Tinamus guttatus (white-throated tinamou), 3473 nucleotides long. NCBI's taxonomy places the organism in Eukaryota, Metazoa, Chordata, Aves, Tinamiformes, Tinamidae. The record is from RefSeq and is a predicted model, not a curated record.